This is a messenger RNA of Acanthochromis polyacanthus (spiny chromis), 1495 nucleotides long. RefSeq names its product DPY30 domain containing 2 (gene dydc2). Lineage: Eukaryota; Metazoa; Chordata; Actinopteri; Pomacentridae. The coding region runs from base 149 to 1414 and encodes 421 amino acids. Gene Ontology annotation, cellular component: Set1C/COMPASS complex. The transcript is spliced from 9 exons. The record is from RefSeq and is a predicted model, not a curated record.
UUCUGUCAGUUGUAGUAGCAAACGUGAUAUACUGGUACUCGGAAGUAGGAACUAGAUUGAGGGGAAUAUUAACGAUGUGACACCGUUACCAUGGAAACGCAGGGGCUCCACACGGACGCGCAGUGAAAAAAGGGGGAAGAAUAACAAAAUGGACUCGGAGUAUUUAAAGAAUCAUCUGGGGAGAUGUCUGGUGGAAGGACUAGCAGAAGUGGCGGAGCAGCGACCCGUGAACCCUGUUCUGUAUCUGGCUCACUGGCUCUACAAGUACAACUCCAAUGAGAAAUACGAGGCUGAGAAAAAAGCCUCUUUGGCACUCCUGGAACAGGAGAAGGAGAAAGCUGCAGAAGAGCUGCAGCACCAGGAGAAGCUGAAGGAGGAGGAGCGAAAGAUCAGCGAGGCCUUGGAGGAGUCGAAAAGAAUCUAUGAGGAGAAGAAGCCGAUGGUGUCUGAUGCAGCAGCCACUGGAGCUGCUGAGGAUAAACCUGGACAAGAAGAGAAACCAAACACUCCUCAAGUGGAAAACCAGCAACCCACAGACGAACAACAAACUGAAGCACAAGAAAAUGGCACUGAGCAGGAGGUGAAGUCUGAAGAUAAACCAGUAACUAAUCCAGAGUCCUCCAAGAGAAAACCAGUAGAGUCCAGCAGCUCUUCGUCAUCUGAAGCCCUCAGCGCUGAUGUCAAAACGGAGGCUGGAGAACCACCUGAUGAAAGAAACGAAGUAGAGACGAAGAAUGAUGAAGUAGAGGAGAAAACAGACGUGGAGGCAAAGAGUGAUCCAGUAGAAGAGAAAACUGAUGAGGAGGAGAAAAGUGCUGAAGAAAAAGAAGUAAAAGACGACGACCGAGAUGAGAAAAAGGAGGUCGAUCGAUCUGAAUCUGCUCAACCUGAACAAACUGAGCUGCUGAAAUCGUCUCCCAGACGAGAUGUCAGCGACUUAAAAUCAAAUGAAACGGAAGAGCUGAGCGACAGACGAAGUCCUCGUACCCCUGACCAUCCGGACACAGAGAAAGUGAUGCCGCUGAUAUCCAGGGUUGAUGAAGAAGAAAAAGAGCCUGGUAAACCUGAAGAUUCUGUCCAAGAGGAGUCAACCUUGGCUCCACAGAGCGACGACAUCAAACCAGAGGAGACGAUUCUUAACGAAGAGCAAGAAGAACAGACGACAGAAACUGGAGAGGAGACACAAAAAUCAAGUUCUCCUCGUCUCCAUGAGCCGGAACAGGAGGAUGAUGAGCAACAAACGCCUGAGACGGCCGAAAACUCGACUCCAGCUGAAACUGACCUAACAACAGAAGAAAAAACACAGAAUGAAAGACCGGCGAGUUCACAAGAAGAAGCUGAAAAACCUCCAUCUGACGGGGAAGACUCCCAGCAGAAGGAAGAAGAAAAAGAAGAAGCAGACCCAACAGAAUAAAUCACAGCUUCUGUGUGCGCACAGCGGCCCUAUGUUUAUGGAUCUGCAAAUAUUAAACAUUAAACAAAUAUUUAUCACCCA